UGACUGUUACACUGCAGUGGUAUGUUGGAGUUCCAGUUGCAUGGCUGUUUUGGGAUACCCUGCUUGAUUGAUUGGAGAAUACAGCUCCAGAGUGCUGGGAGUACACGUCUGUGCCACCACCCCCAGCCAGGAGUUACUUUGAUUCUUCAGUCUCUUUAGUCCCCACAUCCAAUCCACUUGCAAGUCCUGUUGAGAAUCUACAUCUGAUGUAUACCCCGAACUGGCACCUUCUCUUUAGCUCCAUUCCUAACACCUUGGUCCAAGCCACCAUUGUAUUUCUCCUUAGCACUGGUAUUUCUCCUUGACUAGUUUCCCCACUCCCUGUCUUGUUCCUUGUCAAUCAGUUCUCCAGCUGCAGAAGUAAAACCAUCAUACAAUAAUUUAUCACCUCAUUUAAAAUCCUUAAGUGGCUUCCCAUUGCAUUUAGAAUCCAAAUCCUUGCAGAAGCUCAAGAUCUGACUUAUCCUCUACUAUGCCUCCUCUGGUCAUUCUAACCUUCUUGCAGAUUACAUUGUAGGCCCUUUCUCUUAGAAGGGUUCCAGAACUAGCCGUUCCAUCCCUUUUUUUUUAUAGUAUUGGGAAUUGAACUUAGGCCCUUUGCCAUGAACUAUUUCCCCAUCCCUUUUUAUUUUUUAUCUUGAGACAGUGUCUCACUAAGUUGCCCAGGCUGGGCUGAAUUUGCAAUCCCCCUGCCUCAGCCUCCCAGAGUGCUGGAAUUACAAGUGUGUGUCACCAUGCCUGGGAGGGUUCUCUCUUCUCAGUAGUGCCCCUUAUCCAUGGGGAUAUAUUCCAAGGUCCUCACUGGAUGCCUAAAAUUGCAGACAGUACCAAUGCUUUCCCUAUAUGUACUUAUGAUAAAGGUUAAUUUAUAAAGUAGGCACAGUAAGAGAUUAACAAUGGGUAAUAAUAAAAUGACUAUACUAAUAUACAAUAAUAAAAGUUACUUGUAAGUUGUUUAUUUCUGUAAUUUUCCACUUGAUAUUUUGGACCAUGGUUUCUGAAACCUAGGAUAAGUAAUAUACUUAAUGGAAAAAGGGCAGGGGCUAGGAAUGCAACCCCUAAACUAUUGUCCUUCCCCCCACAGUCAGGAGCCACUAGGGGAGUGGAAGGCAGGGAUGAGAUCUUUUGGAAUCCUUGUUCAUUCGCUUCUUUGCCGAGUCUUUCAUCCUUCUCAGGCCCACGUUUCUCUGGCCACUCUACCUGCUUUGCUGUAUGUGCAAGAGCUGCCCGAUGGGUGGCUGCCUCUACCUAUCACAGCAUCAGUGGGGCCACCUAACACCUCAGCACGCUCAAGAGUCAGAUGGAGUCUCCUUUGCUCCUUCCUUGGUGGCCCCCAAAGAAAGCCUCACAAACCCUUUUGUGUUAAAGGUUUGGUUGAUAAUCACUGGGUGAGAAUAUUAAAAAGUUUUGAAGUUCUUGAAGCUGUAGUCACUCCUACGUCCUGCUGAGAGAAAGCAUUGUAAAGGAAGGGAUCCCAGUGGCUUGUUGAGGCACAGGUGGGGCUUUGUGUACCCCUUCCUCUCCAAGGAAAGCAAACAGCAGCCAAGGGCCACUCCUGUACCCCUGUAAACCACUGGGAUCCUUUCCUCCAUGAUGCUUUUUCUUCCUCGGGUCCCUGAUUCUCUGGGUGCGAUGUCUGUGCCCCUGCUCACAGAACUCCCUUGAGGUUAUGCAGAAUUCCCUAGGUUUGGGAUUCCACUUCUGAAUCCCUUCAAGUCCUGCUAGGUGAAGCAGAGCCUGACAGAUGGUGGGUUGCUCUUGGUACUUCCUGCUGAGUAUCUUCUGCAGACAAUGACUAUAGGAGGAUUGCCCAGCUUCUACAGGGCAAAGAUGGGCAGGGAGUGUCUGGAUUACCUGGGCCCACGGCCCCAGGUUUAGUUUCCAAGAACUCUAAUAGGCUUGGGCACCCUCCUGUGGUUCUGCCUGGGGAGGGAGAGCAGAGUGAUGGAGAAACCACUCCUCUGGCCUUGUUCCUUGGAGCAUGGUCUGGCCUGCACACAGGUGGGCAGCAGCUCAGGGUCCCUCCAGACCCUGAGUAUCAGAGUUUGCACUGGUUUUGUAUUUUGUUUUUACGCAGGGCCUUCACAUCCCACACACCAUUUCCACAUCCUAGUGCUUCUUCCCAAGAUGCAUUUUCCCAUGUCAACAUUUAUGAUUCUCCUCUGGGCUUUGGAUGAGCCUGAAGCAGGGUGACUCAGUCCUCAGAGCCAUCCACUUCUCUUUCCGGGCUGUUUUGGCCCAGCACUCGGCACACAGAGCAGAAGGGUGGAGUUGUGCACAACUCUGCUGGCCUCACCAGGGCAACAGAACCCCUGUGGUGGAGGAAAUGGGCCCAGUUACAUGAGCACCCUUGAUGAGAUUGACCCCAGGAGUGUUGCCCUAAUUCUUAGAUUCCCCCAGCAGUUCUGCCCUGUACCUCUAUCUGGAUUGCUUCUUCAAGCCAUCUGGCUCUGAGGUGGAUUUCUGCCAGGAGCUUGGCUUUCCCCAAAGCAGUGUACCUUCUUGCAUGGAGUCCGGACUCUACUUCAGGCGAACAUUAUCGAAACAUUGCAUUAGAUCUCAGGAGCCCUGGGCUUUACUUCCUUCUCUCUUGCACACACCCCCCCCCCCCCCCCCCCCUGCCAGCUGUGUGACCUCAGGCAAGUUGCAAGCAGGUGUGUUCAUGCCUGACCUGCCUUUUGUCAAGGGAUAGUGUGGUCAAUGAAAGGGUGGAUCUGAAGCCAGCAUUGUGGUACAGGCCAAAAGAUCAAGCCCAAUGUGUAGGUCUGUGAAUUUUACAAGCCACUAAAACCAUAACAGGCUCAUCUGCAUUAACAAGCUUCUUUGAGAAUGCAAAUAUCAACGUAUUGUUAACUCUUUAAAUAUUUUACUCUGUGGAUUUCUUAUAUCACUAGUUCUUCUCUGAAUGUUUAUUUCAUUUUUUAAAAAGAGUAGUCUAUGAAUAUUUUAAUAAAAUUUGAACAAUAUUAAAAAAAAAUUCAAGCCCAGCCUGGGCAAUUUAGCAACUUAGCAAGGCCCUAUUUCAAAAUAUAAAAAUUGUAGAAAGGGCUGAAAUGUAGCUCAGUUGAAAGCCCUCAGUUCAAUCCCUGUAUGUGUAUGCAGAGGUGGGAAUGGACCUGGAAGCUUUGGGAGCUAUGAGGCUACUGUAAUUUAAAUUAAAUUCUAGAAGAGCCAGAUGUGAUAGUGCAUGCCUGAAAUCCAGGCACUCUGGGAGGCUGACGCAGGGGGAUCGAAAAUUCAAGCCCAGCCUGGGCAAUUUAGUGACUUAGCAAGACCCUGUUUCAAAAUAAAAAUUUUUAAAAGGCUAGAGCUGUAGGUCAGUGAGAAGGUCCUAGGUUCAAUCUCCAGUCAAAAAUAAAAAAGAAUCUAAAGGACCCUGAGAGUCCUUCUAAUGCUCAGCAGGCCUGGAAAGUCCAAAUUUAAUAGUCGAGCACCUGGCCAGCUGGGGAGCAAGUCACUUCUCCAGAGGGAACAUUCGGGUUUUAGCCUCCAUGUGCCAUUGUGGGCAGGUGGGGAAUGGCCCACACGGUGGAACAGGUGCACCCGUGCAUGUGUGAAGUGGUCUCGGGCCGGGUGCACGCAUGUGAAGUCCCCCGUGUCUGUGUGCAGUGCUGUGCAUAUGGUUCAGCUCUUACUGAGUUGAGAGACCUGAUUCCGGUUUGGUGGCUUUGAAGGAGUCCCUCAGACUUUCCCUAACCUGAGUUUCCUCCCUUUUUCAGUUAGUAAGUUGUAGUGGCUGAGUCCUGAGGUCUCUUCCAGCCCUGCCAUGCCCAGUUCCCAGCUUGAGCCCGGGGACUUCUACUAGUUGUACUUCUAAUUUGGUUUCUGUGUCUUUUCUUUCCUGUGGGCCACUCCUCAUGUCAGUUUUUGUACCUGAGUUGUCACUCACUGAGGAGCUGGAAUUUGGCUUUUUUGAAAUAGUGUUACUCACUGAAAAUGCAGGAAGCUUGAGCAAAAAAAGCUUCACUCAAAAAAAAAAAAAAACACAGCAAGAAACCACAGGGCCUAUCUGCCUGUCGUCAUCAAGCAGACUAGAAUAGUGCAGAAAACCCUAGGCAGAGAGGAAAUGAACUUGAGAGAAGGGGGAACGCAGGCAGAGAAGAGAGAAGAGAGAAGGAGGGCUGGAGCCACAGCAGGAGAGAGCUGGAGGCCAAGCGGCGAUGGUCAGAAUGGAGGAGCUGGCUGUGAAGCGGGGCUUUCUCCAUCUCCAGCAGCAGCAGACUUUUGGCAAGAAGUGGCGCCGGUUCUCGGCUGUGCUGUAUGGAGAGUCAGGCUGCGCCCUGGCCCGGCUGGAGCUCCAUGAGGGCCCAGAGAAGUUGCGACGAGGAGAGGCUGCCCGGAAGGUCAUCUGCCUCAGUGACUGCCGGCGGGUGGCUGAGGCAGGUGGGGAGGCCAGCAGUCCCCGGGACACCAGUGCCUUUGUCAUGGAGACCAAGGAGCGCCUGUACCUGCUGGCAGCACCCAGUGCAGAGCGAGAUGACUGGAUGCAGGCCAUCUGCCUCUUGGCCUUCCCUGGGCAGAGGAAGGAGUCCUUGGGGCCGGAGGAGAAGGGUGGCUGGCCCCGCAUGGAGGAGAAUGAACUGUACAGCGGUUCGGGCACAGGGGUCCCCUGCAAGGAAUUUGUUGUGACCAUGAGACCCACAGAAGCCAGUGAGCGGUGCCAGCUCCGGGGAAUCUAUACUCUCCGGGCCGGGGUGAGCACCCUGGAGCUGUGGGAUGGCCCUGAGCCAGGCACCCAGCUGUAUGACUGGCCCUACAGGUUUCUGCGGCGCUUUGGGCGAGACAAGGUGACCUUCUCCUUCGAGGCCGGCCGGCGCUGUGUCUCUGGAGAGGGCAACUUUGAGUUCGAGACCCGCCAAGGCAACGAGAUCUUCCUGGCCCUGGAAGAGGCCAUCGCUGCCCAGAAGAAUGCUGCCUCGCCUGGGCCCCCACUUGUGCCAGCCACAGUGCCUGCAGUGCCCACCAUGCUGCCCCGGCCCGAGAGCCCCUACUCCCAGCCCCAUGACUCACUCCCACCACAGCUGUCGCCCAGCGCCCGGACACAGCCUGGCACUCGGCCCCCUGAGGGCGAGUACGCUGUGCCCUUUGAUGCUGUGGCCCGCGCGCUGAGCAAAAGGCUACCAGGCAUCCUGGCAGGCCCUUCCCCGCUCCCGGCAGACCCUUUGUAUGAUAGCAUCGAGGACCCCAGGCCCCCUGUGCCCGACCACAUAUAUGAUGAGCCUGAGGGCGUGGCCACCCUGUCCCUGUAUGACACCCCACAGGAGUCCCGGGGGCAGGCAUGGAGGAGGAAGGCCACAGCAGAUGGGGCCCCUGGUGCCCCCCAGAAGGACUUCUCUGUAUCUUGCUGGCCACACGGGACUGAGUACGACAAUGUUGUACUUAAGAAAGGCCCAAAAUGAAGGCGUGUUGAGGAGAGGGGGCCACGUUGAAGUGUACCCCGGGAGGGAGUCAGAAGCCAGGGAGAAGGCAGGUGGGGAAGGCGUGCCUCCUCUUGCAACUUCUGCUGGGGAGUCCUCUGGCCGCUGCCAGGGACCCCUCCCUUUGCCUGUUGCGGAGCCCCAGGCUUCUGGGCUUAAUGGACUGUCCCUCCCAGAGCCCUCUGGGUGAGUCACCAGCCCAGAGCAGAAGGAGACCCAUGAAGAGACCCAUGCUCCUCCUACUCCUUUUCUACUUCCUCCUCUCUUUCCUGGCCCUAAAGGGAGCCCAGUCAUUUAGGGCAGAAGACAAAAACACGUCCACAAGUCACCCUGGUUGAUGUCCCCUUCUGGGGACAGCCCUGGUCUCGGGGCCUGGGAGGAUGGCUGCAGCUUUCUGCAGGUCUCAGAUUGUGUGGCAUUAAAGUAUUUCUGAAGUA
Molecule: messenger RNA, 5854 nt
Organism: Heterocephalus glaber (naked mole-rat)
Lineage: Eukaryota; Metazoa; Chordata; Mammalia; Rodentia; Bathyergidae
Gene: Dok2
Product: docking protein 2
Biological process (GO): positive regulation of MAPK cascade; cell surface receptor protein tyrosine kinase signaling pathway; Ras protein signal transduction
Cellular component (GO): cytoplasm
Source: RefSeq, a predicted model, not a curated record